AUGAAUCCUUGUGCAACCGAUAAUUUCACGGUGGUCGUGUACGAUGAACGAAAGGUGCCUGUCAUUCGUGCGACGACAACGAAUUCCGUAAUGACUCGCACCCAGCUGCCGACUUGUGUCAAUUUGACCGUUGGUGUGUCCGGUACUUUCCGCCUCGGUGCUGACCCCGAAGUGCUGGGGAACGAGCGCUUAUUACCAACAGUUAUUUGA
Molecule: messenger RNA, 210 nt
Organism: Opisthorchis viverrini
Lineage: Eukaryota; Metazoa; Platyhelminthes; Trematoda; Opisthorchiida; Opisthorchiidae
Exons: 1
Coding region: 1-210 (69 amino acids)
Source: RefSeq, a predicted model, not a curated record